AUGUCAGACAAUGAGGGCACUACAACCAGCAAUGGCAAGGGCUGGACUGACCGUCAGCGUCUCGCGUACUACUUCAGCCUCGUCGAGCACUCCAACGUUAAGCUUGACUAUGCGAACCCCCCUCGCCCCAAUGGAAAAUCUGUCGGCGCUUGUCAAAUCAUGGUUCACCGCCUCAAAGGCACCUUGAAGACUGAACUCGCAGCGCUCCGUGGUGUCGGCGAGGCGGAUGUGACUGGUACACCGAAGAAGACUCCCACACCACGAAAGCGCAAGGCCAAGGGUGAUGCUGAGGGAGAGGUUGCAGCUACGCCUACUAAGCGUGGCCGUAAGAAGAAGGAAGUUGAGGAGGGGGUUGUUGAAAAGCUUGUCGAUGAUGAUGAUGAUGCGGAGGAGGAGAUUGUUGUUAAGCCUGAGCCCAAGGAGGAGGAUGUUGGGUAUGAGGAGUGA
This is a messenger RNA of Alternaria atra, 447 nucleotides long. RefSeq lists its product as uncharacterized. The transcript has 3 exons. The coding region runs from base 1 to 447 and encodes 148 amino acids. The record is from RefSeq and is a predicted model, not a curated record. Lineage: Eukaryota; Fungi; Ascomycota; Dothideomycetes; Pleosporales; Pleosporaceae.